UUUUGAUUCCGUCUACGGCGCAUAGACUGCCGAAAUAGCCAGUGAGGUACUGCAGUCCUUUUCGCCCCAAGGGGCAUCCUAUACAAAUCGUAGGCUAUUUCAUGAUUGCAUGCCUCGACUUGAAUACUCACGCAAAAGCCCUGAGAUGCUCCACGUCAGCGGCUUAGGCAAUGUCAGCAAAAGAGAGUUCGAAAGUCCGGCCCACUUCGACGAGGAGGUAGCCACCUUUUUUGGCGGUCCUUCGUGUGUCAGAUCCGUCCGUGGGCUGUGGGAGUUCAAGGCUUCACCCCGCCUCAAGGGCAUCUAUUUUGAUUUUGAUUCACCUCAGACCGCCAGAGAGGUCUGUGCCAGGGGAAACGGCCUAGAGUUUGAAGGACAACGCCUUCGGCUGGAGUUCAAAGGGACUGGUCCAACAGCAGCUCCUAACCCAGGCUUACUUGGCGGCUCAGUAGCUGCGCCAGGUCUUGGAGGUAGACAGUCAUUCCGGAAAAUACGAUUUGAUGCUCCACAAAAGGUGGUAAACCUGCGCUUCAUUUCGCCUCCCGAUGGGGGUGAAUUCGAUGUUAGGGAUCUCUCGCCAUUCAACACAGCUGCAGAACCUGAUGGACGUUACCACGUUUCAAAACUUGUGAGUUCGGCUCGAAGGUCUCGAGGAGAACACUCUGCUUGCUAACAUGCCAAGUGUUGCUUGGGUGACUGCCGCAGCUGUGUGAGAGAAUCGCAUCAAAGUGGGGCCCAGUUGAGCGGGUCGAAGUCAACCGGAGCGAUUGGACCCAUCGCGAUUGUUUUGAUGUCCACAUGCAGUCCCGAGAAGAUGGACCACGGCUGCUGCAAGUGCGUGCAUCCGACCGCUGUCGGCCAUCUGCGAGCAACCAUGGAGGACAACUUUACUGAUUAUGUUGCACUUCACCGCCA
Molecule: messenger RNA, 915 nt
Organism: Tilletiaria anomala UBC 951
Lineage: Eukaryota; Fungi; Basidiomycota; Exobasidiomycetes; Georgefischeriales; Tilletiariaceae
Exons: 4
Coding region: 110-673 (187 amino acids)
Source: RefSeq, a predicted model, not a curated record